AAAUUAUGUUUUUUGUAAUAAUUGUUUCCAAAAAACAUAAUUUUGCUCGUAAAAGUUAUUCUAAGUGACUAUGAUAUAAAUAUUGGCUGUAAAAAAUUAUUUUACAACCGUUGUUAAGACAAUUAUAACAAGAAAAAAGAUUCCUUAUUUUGGAAAAAUUCUCAAGAUAGGUUUCUUUUCAAAAAUAUUGAAUGAGAUGUCUUGGUGUCUGAAUCAGAUGCGUAGAGCUUAUAACUUUUGCAAGAGACAUUUUAGUUGUCAACGUAACAUCGAAACAAAUCAAGAUGACAACUUGCAACAAAACGUUCCGGGAUUUAGACGGGGUAUUCGGAAUGAGACGGUAAACGGACAAAUGGAAUCGCGACCAGCGACCUCAUUACAGAAGCCUCGACCUGACAUACCAACAGUAAAACGAUUGACGGUAGACCCUGUUAAAGCAGCUGCAGUGUUUAAAGCUUGUAAAGAGUUACGUGUGGUUCCAAGUGAAGAAAAAACGCCGAUCGUAAUCAAAACUGCUAUAAAUAGUGAAGAAAUUGUUCCGUCCAGCAUUUCAAAUGAUAGCCCAUCAAAGGACAGUUAAAUGUUAAAAACUAUACUCUUUUUUUUAUAUUUUAUAAUAAUUAUAUAUGGAAAUAUAAUAAAUUAUAC
Daktulosphaira vitifoliae (grape phylloxera) is the source of this 648-nucleotide messenger RNA. RefSeq lists its product as uncharacterized. The record is from RefSeq and is a predicted model, not a curated record. The transcript is spliced from 2 exons. Bases 197 to 580 code for a protein of 127 amino acids. NCBI's taxonomy places the organism in Eukaryota, Metazoa, Arthropoda, Insecta, Hemiptera, Phylloxeridae.